AUGACAACUUUCACGGUAAGAAAUGGUAAAGGCAUUCGCUUUUGGAAGGACCGUUGGCUAGACAGUGGAAAAUUGCAAGACUUGUUUCCAGUUGUUUAUAAGGCGGCAAAGGAUAAGGAUGCAACAAUUUAUGACAUGAUAGCAAAUGGAGUUUGGGUAUGUGAUUUUAAGAGACCAUUAAAUUUGAAUGAACAAUUAGAAUGGGAUAUUUUGAGGCGUGACUUAAAUCAUGUUCCUGGGCUUGUUGAAGCGGACGAUGAGUUGGAGAUUAUGGAGAAUUUUAGUACUUCAAGAUGUUAUGAGAGAAUGUAUGGCAACCUUGAAGAGUGCGACUUCGAUAAAUUCCUUUGGAAAGGUAACAUUCCAAACAAGGAGAGGAAUGGAAGAGUUUUUGGAGGUCGUCACAAGAGUGUGCAAGAAAACAUUGAUUUAGUUAAGUAA
Messenger RNA from Papaver somniferum (opium poppy), 441 nucleotides. RefSeq lists its product as uncharacterized. Lineage: Eukaryota; Viridiplantae; Streptophyta; Magnoliopsida; Ranunculales; Papaveraceae. The coding region runs from base 1 to 441 and encodes 146 amino acids. The record is from RefSeq and is a predicted model, not a curated record. The transcript has 2 exons.